This is a messenger RNA of Onychostoma macrolepis, 10824 nucleotides long. RefSeq names its product neural-cadherin. Gene Ontology annotation, cellular component: cell-cell junction; plasma membrane. The coding region runs from base 161 to 8545 and encodes 2794 amino acids. The transcript has 32 exons. Gene Ontology annotation, biological process: homophilic cell-cell adhesion. Lineage: Eukaryota; Metazoa; Chordata; Actinopteri; Cypriniformes; Cyprinidae. The record is from RefSeq and is a predicted model, not a curated record. Gene Ontology annotation, molecular function: calcium ion binding.
AAAUGAUGCCGGUCGAGGAGCUACACACAAAACACUGACAUCUUGUAUUGAAAACUUAAAGUGCAGAUAGUGUGCAAAUAGUUUAUUUAUCUUAUUCAAUGGUGGUUUGAGCUACAUUUGUAGCAUGUUUUUGAUGCAUAAGGGAUAAAAGUCAGAUUUUAUGGACAGACAGAGUGGCAGAAUUGAUGGAAUAAUGAGGGCGCAUUCACGGAAUCCGAAUUUUUUCAGAUUUCCUACCGCAUGUUUUUUAAUUCUUUUUCUUGCCAUUUCUAAUGUGCAUUCGGCUGUUUUUUAUGGACAAAUUGUGGAAGGCGCACCUCCUGGAACUGUUGUCGCUGGCUUUCUUUUUCCUCUGGGAGACAAAUGCAAAGAAUUAAACUUGGCUGGACUUAAAACAGUUUUGACAGGGGAGGACUCGUCGGAUUUUUCACUUGAAUAUCUGGACAACGCAGGAUUCGUUUUAAAAACCACCAAAACUUUUAACAGGGGAUCCAAAUCGAGCUAUACAGUGUGCGCGCGCUUGCCGCGCUGCAGUAAGACAGACGAAGAAGUGUCAGUCAAGAUCAAGAUACUUGAUAAAAACAACAAUACGCGACAAUUUAACGUAACAACCGACAGGAUAGAGAUUCUUGCCGAUGUUAAAAGCCGAGUUAGGAAGCCAAGAACCGUUUCUGAAGAAGUAUCCUACACCGUUACAGUUUCUGAAGAUGUGAAAGUCGGAGAUUUGAUCUUUACUGUACCGGACCAGAAGUUCGAGAAGAAAUGGUUCGAGGUGGUUUCGGACGGAAACUCCCCGGUCCAGAUGGAAAGAGACUCCGGACGCGUGUACUUAGCGUAUCGUUUGAUGUCAACAGCCGAGGUCAUGGUCAAAAUCCACAACAUGAGAGGUGAUGAAUGGUACCUGUGCCGUCUGACUCUGACUCUCCCCAACCUGUCAGAUCUUCAGUGGGCCAUGUUCCCCUACCCCUACCUGGCAGCCGUGGGCCCUGACACUGGUGCUGGCUCUGUGGUCUACAAGCUCGUGGCCCGAAGUGGCGAUGGCUCAGUGGGAACAGCUCACUUCAUUUUAGUUGAUGGUGGAGAAGAUUCAUUUGAAGUGGACCGAGCAACAGGAGAAGUAAAGACCACAGGGCGACCUCUGACCCCCAGUAAGGAGUACACACUGACCGUCCAGGCUGUGGACUCGCAGGGCAGGAGGGGUCCGCACGCCUCUGUGUUCAUACUGGCCGGCUUCCGGCCCCCUCAGUUCACCAACACCACCUACACGAUCUACAUCCCAGAGAGCACCGGGGUGGGCCAAGCGGUGGCGGUGGUCCAGGCUAUCUCUUUCCAGAGGAAGACUCUGUCUUACAUGCUGCUGGUGAACCCAAGCAACCUGUUCAGCAUAAACCAGGAGAGUGGCGCGCUCAGCCUGACACGAACUGUGGACUUUGAGAGUGGACAACAUCUCCAUCACCUGCAAGUCAGAGCUUCCGAACCAGAUACUGGACUGAGCAACAUGGCAGAGGUGGUGGUUCACAUCACAGAUGAGAAUGAUUGCACACCAGAAUUUAUGCACUCCAUUUACAGUCGAGACAACGUCCCUGAGACCACCCCUACUGGCACAUCCUUACUGCAGGUUCUGGCACGGGACUGUGAUACAGGCCUUAAUGCAGAACUGUCCUACUUCAUCCAGAGCGUGGACUUUGACAUCUCAUCUCAGGGAGUGGUGAGCCCCAGUCAGAGGCUGGACUAUGAGAGACCCAACCACAUGUACGAGUGCACGGUGGUGGCUGUGGACAAGGGAACGCCCCCUCGCACAGGCACAGCCUCCAUCCGAAUCCGCAUGGCCAACGUCAACGAUGAAGCCCCUGUCUUUUCACAGACUGUAUAUAAAACCUUUCUUUCGGAAGACGCCGGCCCGGAGACGCUAGUGGCCAUUGUGCACGCCAAAGACCCAGAUGGGGAUGGCGUAACAUAUGCCAUCACCGGGGGUAACGAAGACAGCAAUUUUGAGCUGGACAACCAGAAGGGCAUCAUCAAACUGCGGCGUAGUCCUCCUCCGAAACUGCGCGGACCUCAGUAUGUCCUCAACGUCACAGCGACUGAUGACAACGCAGCCGGUGGGCCACUCCCCCUCAGUAGCUCCGCCCAGGUCAUCGUUGGCAUCAAUGACAUCAACAACAACAAGCCAGUAUUUGAUGAGUGCAACAACUACAGCGUGAAUGCACUGGUCCUGGAGAAUCAGCCCCCAGGAACUUUUGUGCUGCACGUGCAGGCUCACGACGCCGAUACAGGGGUCAACGGGGAGGUCAAGUACGGGAUAAUGCAGAGGGACGGGGCCUCACCCGGGUUCACUAUCAACCCUGACACAGGUGUUAUUAGUACGGCGGUAAGUUUUGACCGAGAGAGGCAGCGAGAGUACACACUAUCAGUCACGGCGACGGACCAAGCACAAGAACCCCUCAUUGGCAUCUGUCAGAUCACUGUCCUCAUCGCUGACCAGAAUGACAACGACCCCAAAUUUGAGAAUAGCCGCUAUCAAUACUUCCUGCGAGAGGACACGCCGGUUGGGACGAGCUUCCUGAGGGCGGCGGCUCAUGAUGAUGACCAGGGCACCAAUGCAGCCAUCACCUACUCUCUGUCCCAGCAGAACCCAGCUUACUUUCACAUCAACCCCAGCACAGGAUGGAUCUACGUCAACCACCCCAUCUCACAGACAUCACGGAUCAGCCAGCAGAUCAUCGCUACAGACGGAGGAAGUCGGAGCAGCUCGGUCGACCUCACUGUCAUCAUCACCAAUGUGCACAACCAGCCCCCGCAGUGGGAGCAGGCGGAAUAUUGGGUCACGAUCCCGGAGAACACACCCCGCGACACCAAAAUAGUGACCAUCAAGGCGACGUCCCCUCUUGGUGACCCCAGGGUGACUUACAACCUGGAGGAAGGUCAGGUUCCCGAGACCAACAUGCCUGUGCGCUUCUACAUCAAGCCUAACCGGAGGGAUGGUUCUGCCUCUAUCUUGGUGGCAGAGAAUCUAGACUAUGAGACGACGCGUUUCUUUACCCUCCGAGUACGUGUACAGAACGUGGCGGCUGUACCACUAGCUUCCUUCACCACUGUCUAUGUCAACAUCACAGACGUCAAUGACAAUGUUCCCUUUUUCAUGUCAUCCACGUAUGAGGCGACGGUCCCAGAGGGUGCGGAGAUUGGCACAUCAGUUGCUCAGGUCUCAGCAACUGACCUGGACUCUGGUCUCCAUGGAAUGAUUAACUACAUCAUUCUGAAGGAUCAAAGUGGUGACUCGCAGUUCUUCAGCAUUAAUUCCUACACAGGCAUCAUCCACACCCGGGCCACCUUCGACCGUGAACAAAAAGGGUCCUACUUAAUCGAGGUCCAGUCUCAGGAUAGCUCAGAGUCAGCCCGACCCGGUCAGCAGGGCCAACCCAACACAGACACAGCCUACGUGAGGGUUUUUGUCACAGAUGUUAAUGACAAUGCUCCAGCCUUCUCUCAGCCUGUAUAUGAGAUCAGCGUGGAGGAAGACAAAGAAGUGGGCUUUGUGGUCAUUACCGUUACAGCUAACGAUGAAGAUGAAGGUGCCAAUGCCAAACUGCGGUACCAGAUUACCUCUGGGAACACCAUGGGCACGUUCGAUGUGGAGCCAGAGGUUGGCACGAUCUUCAUUGCCCAGCGGCUAGACUAUGAGCAGGUGCAGCGCUACGAGUUACGGCUGGUCGCGUCGGAUGGAAAAUGGGAAAACCAGACAAUGGUUGUCAUUAACGUCAUCAACCAGAAUGAUGAGGCACCCCUUUUUACUCAGACUGAGUACCACGCUAGCGUCAUGGAGGAACUUACAGAGCUUCCUGUCCUUGUACUAGAGGUCUCAGCCACUGAUCCAGAUCAGGAGGCGGACCAGCGUGCAGUGCGGUAUUCUCUACAUGGGCAGGGAGCUGGUAGCGAAUUCACCAUAGAUGAGAUGAACGGUAGGAUCUUCGCCCAACGUCAUUUAGAUCGUGAGGUUCGCUCGGCCUGGCAAUUCCUUGUACUUGCCACUGAUGAGAAUGGAGCAGGUCUUACUGGGUUUGCUGAUGUUCUAGUCGAAGUGCAGGAUAUCAAUGACAACGCACCUGUUUUCCUGUGUGCAACGGACAACUGCUUUUUAGGUCACGUGCCUGAGAACUCCCCAGCGGACACUUCCAUAAUGGAGAUGCGGGCCACUGAUCUAGAUGAUCCAAAAGCUGGGAAGAACGCUAUCCUUACCUACAGAAUUGUUCAGAAUGUGCGCAAUGAGAUCAAUCUUAACCUCUUCUCCAUCAACCCAGCCACUGGCACAAUUUAUACUGUUCUUCGCUCUUUGGACAGGGAAGUGGUGGAUCGAUACCUCGUUGUGGUAGAAGCUCGUGAUGGAGGAGGACUUUCAGGCACAGGAACAGCCACCAUCAUAGUUUCUGACGUGAAUGACCAUCCUCCAGUGUUCACCCAGAGGGUCUACAUGGCCUCUAUGCCAGAAAACUUGGACAUCAACAGUGAGGUAGUGGUAGUGGCUGCCACCGAUGGUGAUGAAGGUGAAAAUUCGGUCAUGACAUUUAGUAUCAUUGGUGGAGAUGAAGACCGCAAAUUCUUCAUCGAGACUGACAAGGUGAACCGUCGUGGCAUAGUGAGGCUAAAAAAGAAGAUUGACUUUGAAAAGCCACAUGAGCGCACAUUCAACUUGACAGUCAAAGUGGAGGAUGCUGACUUCUUUAGCCUGGCCUACUGCAUCAUUCAGGUGGAAGACUCCAAUGACCAUGCUCCAGUCUUCUUCCCACAGUUCUACGAGGCAGGAUCUAUGUUCGAAGACGUUCCAAUAGGCACCAUCGUGGCACAGGUGACAGCCAUGGAUCUGGACUCUGGUCAAAAUGGGAGAUUCACAUACAGCAUCGCCUCAGAAUCAGACCCCUUUCAGCAGUUCCUGGUGGAUAAGAGUGGUUGGGUUGUGGUAGCUGACUCUCUGGACAGGGAGAAGGUGUCUCAACAUAGGCUUAUGAUCCUGGCCACAGACAUGGGCAGCCCUGCUCUGACUGGCUCUGCCAUCGUGCUAGUGACCGUACAAGAUGUCAAUGACAAUGGACCAGAGUUUGAGGCUCCAUAUCGGCCCAUUCUGUGGGAGAACACUAUUGCACCACAGGUCGUUCACAUGAACGACACAUCCAUUCUGUUGAAUGUUAUUGACAGAGACACAUCAUCCAAUGGAGGACCUUUUUCCAUCCGUCUGCUGAUGUUGACCUCUGACGUUACUAAUUUCAACUUGACUGAUCUGCGGAACGGCAGUGCCAUGAUAACCGCUCUACGCAGCUUUGACCGGGAACAGCAGAAGCAGUAUCUUCUUCCCAUCCUGAUGAUUGACAGCGGCUCUCCACCAAUGAGCUCCACCAGUACACUCACCGUCAUAAUUGGAGAUAAAAAUGACCAUCCCCAUGCACCUGGACACAGCGAGUUCAUAGUGUACAACUUACAGGGUACACUCCCUACGACGGUGCUUGGACAGGUUCAAUCCCCUGACCUUGAUGAUUGGAGCGAGAAGGUUUACAAGUUCGAAGGCAAACCCCCCAGGCAGUUCAGCCUGAACCAAAAUACCGGUCAGCUGAGCAUCCGAGAGGGAACACCAGCUGGAUUUUACAGCCUGCAGGUGAGGGUGGCAGAUAAGAGCUGGCCUGAUGUCACCUCAUCGGCCGAGGUCACGGUGAUGGAGCUGGAGGAGGAGGCGCUGAGGAAUGCUGGGUCCAUCAGACUGGCCAACCUGACUGCAAAUGAAUUUUUCCGAAUAUCAACGAAUGAGGAGAGCCGAUACAUGCGUCUCCGCCGCCUCUUGUCCGACCUCUUCCAGACUGAUAUGGAGAAUGUUGAUGUCUUCAGCCUGGCUAGUGGCAGCCAGCCAGCUCAGCAUCACCUCAGCGUGUGGUUUGCCGCCCAUGGCUCGCCAUACUACAAGCCCGAGAAACUCCACGGCUACGUGGCAAUGCACAAAGCUAAGUUGGAGUCUGCUCUGGGUGUGACCAUUCUACAGGUCGGGGUGGACGAGUGCACCUAUGCAGCCUGUGGUCAGACAGGUGGCUGCUCUAGCAAGGUGACAUUCAGUGACACCCCUAAAACACUGAACAACGGGAAUGUCUCUUUGGUGUCUGUCUCAGCCAAAGCAAGCGCUCAGUGUGGCUGCCUCGCUCGAGAGGGCGUUCACCUGCACUGCUCUUCAUACUCGUACAACCCUUGCCUGAACGGAGGCACCUGUGUGGAUAGUGAACUAGGCUACAGGUGUAAAUGUCCCCCUAUGUUUGAUGGACCAGAAUGCCAGCAAACCAAGCACAGUUUCCUUGGGAAUGGUUAUGCUUGGUUCCCUCCCAUAAGGCCUUGCUUCCAGAGCCACAUCUCUCUGGAGUUCAUCACAGAAGCAGGCAAUGGCCUGCUGUUCUACAAUGGCCCAAUGGGAACACCUCAGCCUGGAGAAAAAGAGGACUUCAUUGCACUGGAGCUGAAAAAUGGAGUUCCUGUGCUGAGUGUCAAUCACGGUUCGGGGACCCUAACACUGCAGCUGCCCACGAGAGCCACUGUCACGGACCGCCGCUGGCAUCACCUGGACAUCAUCAGCGAUGGCAAGACUGUGCAGAUGAUUCUGGACCACUGCUCUGGUGCUAUGGUGAAUGAGGUGGAAGGCUUGGGAGCUGAGAUGUUUGAGACUGAUCAGUCGGUGUGCAAGGCCUCCGGAGAGACGCCAGGCAGUGAAAGGUUUUUGGAUGUCUACCAGCCUCUCCAGCUGGGUGGGGUUAAAGAGACACACUCACUCCGUAGGUCACACCCCCAUUACAAAGGAUUUGUGGGAUGCAUGAGGAACCUGGUGGUGGACAGUCAGGUGUACGACCUCGGCAGCGCAGCAGAGAGUGAGAACAGCACCCCGGGAUGUGCCCUAACAGAUGGUGUGUGUCUGACCGCUGGAGGACCCUCCUGUGGGGUCCAUGGGAAAUGUCUGGGGGAAUGGGGCUCCUUCAGUUGUGAUUGCCAUCCUGGAUAUAGUGGACACAAGUGUGACAAAGCCCUUCCUGAGUGGUCGUUUGAGAAAGACAGUGUGCUGAGGUACCAGCUGAGAGGUGGAGGAAGUCCUCGCAAAACCCAAGCUCACUUCCUACUGAGAACCCGCUCCUCCAUGGGCAGCCUGCUCAGCAUGGCCUCACGUGACGCCAACGAGUUCAUUAUUCUGGAAAUAGUAGAUGGGUACCUCACUGUCCGUGCUAACCUUGGGGACGGCGCUCACUCUCUGAAGCUAACAGGUCAUCGUGUGAACCUCGGCCAGUGGGUCUUUGUCAGCCUUCACCGCCAUGACAACAUCUUCACCCUGCGACUGGAGCAGGGUGGGGGUUCGCGAGAGAUCACGGGGGUCCUGGGUCAGAAGAAGGAAAUAGUAGUUCACCCCUCCAGUGUGUUUCUGGGAAACAGCGCCACUCCAAACACACAGGGGGACUUUCAAGGCUGUAUGCGGGAUGUAAGACUGAACGGUCACUCUCUGCCGCUGGAUAGUCAGGGCACAGAGUUCAGUACUGUGCUGGAGCGCCGAGGAGUCGUGCCCGGCUGCCACUCUGACGCCUGCAGUGCCAAACCCUGCCUGAGUCCACUGUACUGCGUCGACCUGUGGAGGAAACAUGAGUGCAGGUGUCCAGCCAAUCAGGUUGCAGUGGUGGAUGAGGUCACAGGUCUUUUGCAUUGUGCCCCGUCCCCCUGCGGCCCCACCACGUGUCGUAACGGUGGCACCUGUUUGGCUCACUCCACCAAGAACUACCAGUGCCGCUGUCCAGAGGGCUUCAGGGGCCAGUGGUGUGAGAUCGGCCAGGUCAAAUCUCUCCGUCUCGCCGCGCUCAGCCCGAGCUCCAUCCUAGCCAUCAGCAUGUGUCUGCUCGUAUUUUUCGCCGUGCUCGUGGCAGUGACCGUAUGGAAUCAGAAGGGCAGCCGGAAUAAGUUCCGCAAGCGAGGUGUUUACCACAUCCCAGCGGAGCACGAGAGCUGGGAGGACAUCCGGGAGAACAUCCUCAACUACAACGAGGAGGGAGGAGGAGAGCAGGACCAGAACGCCUAUGACAUCACCGAGCUGAAGAGGCCGCUGUGUUCCAGCUUGUCCCAGUCCUCCUCCUGCACCACCGCCCCACUCAUCAAGUCGUCCCAGGGCUCUCAGGAGGAGGUCCAUCCCUGCGGAAACAUCACCAAUGGAGCCACCCUUCCCUACCACCACAACGCCAGCUGCGGCGGUCACUGCUCCAUGGACUUCAAGAGCUACGUGUCGCGAAUCAUCUGGGAGGCCGACAACGACAGCCUGGCGUUCCCCAUGGACACCUACCACGUGUACUGCAUCGAGGGAAUGGGCUCCAGCGCGGGCAGCCUCAGCUCUCUGGGAUCGGCCAUUUCAGAGGAGGCCUUCAGCUAUGACUCCCUGCGGCGCUGGGGCUCCAAGUUCGAAGGCCUCAGUGAGCUUUAUCGCCGACCGGAGCUGGCCAUCCCCUACAUGGACACGGUGCAAAGCCAAAGCCAGGAACAACAACAAUAACCGGACAACUUCAAGCCCAGCGUUUGUUUUCGUGUUAGUGUUUUAUAGCCUUUAUAGGGUUCCAGUUUGAACGCUACAAAAACGUGUCCUAAGAAACGGUUUCUGUUGAUUUGUGAUACACAGCUUUAAGGGUGAGGAGCAGCUGAGGUUAGAGGACUGAUUUGUUUUAUUUAUUGAGUGAAAUAUUAAAUGUACUGUAUUUAUUUUUGCUCUGAUAGGGAACAAAGCCAGCGAAUCAUCAGGACUUCACCAUGAUGAACACAUCCAGCGUGUCACAACUGAGGUGCGUUUUAGUGAACACACGUGACUAAUGCUGCGUUUCAUUUCACUUGGAAAUCCAGCUUGCUUUCUGGAAAUGUGCAUUAGAAUGCCACUUUAAUGUAAGAUUUUCAUCUUAGAAGCUUGCACGGAACUUUGAUUUUGCCAAAAUGUGAAUUCACACUGCCGUUCAAAAGUCUGGGAUCGGUACGAUUUUUUGGUUGUUGUUGUUUAAAAAAUACAGUAAAAAUUUAUAUUGUGAAGUAUUAUUACUUUUUAAAAUAACCUUUUUAUAUUUUAAUGCAUUUUUUAAAAAAAUAUGUAAUUUAUUCCUUUGAUGGCAAAGCUGAAUUUCUAGGAUUUUUUGAUGAAAAGAAAGUUAAAAAGAAAAGCUUUUGAAAAAUGUAAUGAGACUUUACUGUCAUUUUGAUCAAUUUAAUGUAUUAUUGCUGAAUAAAAGUAUUCAUUUCUUAAAAAAUAAUAACAAAAAGAUAAAAAAUUAAAAUAAAUCUUACUGACCCCAUACUUUAACUUAAACAGGGAAACCAUGGUACUGGAAAACCUAAAAUAAAUUAAAUUAAAAUAAAUAAAAUAAAAUAUUUAAGUAUUUCUUAGGAUAGAAAAUAUUUCAUUCAUUGAAUUCUAUACAAUCUCUAAAAAAAAGAACCAUUUAAAAAAGUAAUAAUUAAAUUAAAUUAUUGAAGUCAUCAUAAAUUACUUGAAAACUGAUGGACAUGUCAUGGAAAUUGCACAGAAAAGAAAAAUUUGUCAGAAAGUUUGGGAACACUGCUUGUUUAAUACCCAGUUAACAAUAAACAUUCACUGCAUCAAUGAGACAAAUUUCCUACAUUUAUACACUGAUGAAACCUGUUCAGUUUGCAGUGACAGGUGUAAAACACUAAAUGAUCUUCUCCGGAUCAUCAUACACCAGCAGAGCCAUUAUGUUAUUUUAUGUCAUUCAGAAUCAGACCACAAAACAUGGUUGAAAUUAAAUGGCUCCCACAUCCGCAUCUGAAUGGAGCGCAGCAUUAUUCCCAGCAGUUUACUGAUCAGGGCGUAACGUUUUAGAAAUCUGCACUUGACCAAAACUCUUGCUUUAAUCGACCCAGCUGCACUGGUAAUGGACGCCCACUUCUGAAUUUUAACUCUGAAGCAUAAAUUUGCCAAAAGAGGGUCAUGAAGACACCGACAGACUUCAUAGGUGACUGAUGUGCCAAUGAAUCACAAAUCCGCUCAUGCAAAAAGAGCAUAAGUUACAUUACUUUCGGUCAGUGGCGGUAUAAAUCUGCAUUAUGCCAUGAAUAUUCAUUGUGUAGUUUUUUUCUUUCUUUCUUAGUGUGUGAUGCCAAUCAUUUCUGAUGCUGGUGGUGAAACGUGGCGACACUAUCGUCUGUCUCACAACACCAGAUGAAUGUAUUGUGUUUUGAGUAGCCGAAGAUGAAACUCCACUGUGUCAAAGUCUGUUUUAAAAGAUCAAAUGUGGCCAGACACAGCGCAAAUACAAUCAUUAAAAGACUUAAGGAUAUUUUAAAUUGCAAUAUACUUACAAAGGAUCUGUAUAGUUCUAUUUUUAUUGUUGUGAAAACGAAUAUUAGUCUGCUCAAAUUUGCAGGCUGCGUUUUUGUAAGAACAAUGAGCCAUAAGAUUGUUUUUUUUUUCAGUUAGGUUAGUCCUCUAAUAAAUGCUCAGCAAAACCUAUACAGCAACAUAAAUAGAGUUGAAGACACAUGGCCAUUGCUCUUUUUCUGGAAAGGUCCAGGCAAUGUCACUCCAUGCCGCUUGUAAACCUUCUAAUAAGAGCAUAAGGUCAUUGUCACAAUGGCUUAUAGUUGACUUGAAAUGUUACUUUCAGCCCAUCACAGACCUGUGCUGCUCGUUGAACCAUGUAAAUAAUGUAAAUACAGAAAUACUUUUUCUAGGGCCUUAACAUUUUCCUUUUUGUAUAUGAAUUUGAAUAAAUGAACUGUUUUCCUUGGGCAACCGUGAGAGCGUGGUUAUAUUGUCAUGUUUCCUCAUCCUAU